CAUGUGAUAAAUAAUUGUUAAUAAUGUCUGAGAAAUCAAAAACUUUUAAUGAUGUUGAUGAAACUAAAUUAGAGGCAACGCCUGGUGUUUCACAGAAAAAAUUCAAUGGUUUUCGAGAUUUGCUCCUAAAAUGGUUUCAGACGUUUACAGGACACAAUUCUGAAUGCAUCUCAUCAUUCAACAGCUUUAUCAAGUUUAUGCACACGCCAACAGAUGCUGCGGCGCUCGGAGUUGGCCGAAUGUUGUUUGGACUCUGCAUGUUAAUUGACAUUCCCGAUGAACGUGGUGGCGGCGAACUCGAUCUCAAAUGGGGUGAGCCCCGCGAUUGUCGUUUUCCGUUGUUCCCCUUUUUGGCUCCAUUGAAUCUCGCAAAAAUGGCAAUUGUGUAUGGCGUGAUGUAUUGCGGUGCAAUCGGAAUUUUUCUCGGUUAUCGAUUUAAAAUAUCGUCGCUAAUGUUUAUCGUCACAUAUUGGUACAUCUUUUUGCUGGAUAAAAGUGUUUGGAAUAAUCACAGCUAUCUCUAUGGACUACUUGGCGUGCUAUUUGCUGUUACAAGUGCUAAUCGAUACUGUUCAGUGGAUGCUUGGUUGGAUCCGACAAUGAAACCGGAAGUGCCGUUCUGGAAUUAUUUUUUGCUCAAAUUUCAGUUUUUCCUUCUUUAUUUUUACGCUGGUGUGAAGAAACUUUGUCCUGAGUGGCUUUCUGGAUAUGCGAUGACUAACUUGAGCUAUCAUUGGGUCUUUACGCCUUUCAGACUAGUACUUGGUCCCUAUUUAACAGAUUUGCUGAUAGUACACUGGUUUGCUUGCUUUUUUGACUUGACAAUCGCCUUUUUUCUGAUUUACGAACCAUUACGAGUUUGGGCGACUCCAUUUUGUGUCUCCUUUCAUCUUAUGAAUUCCCGACUUUUCCGCAUUGGGAUGUUCCCGUGGACCUGUCUCGCUGAGUUGCCAUUAUUUUAUCAUGUGGAUUGGCCACGGAAAGUUUUGGCGAAAUGUCAAAAGUUUUUCGGAUAUAAAUCUGCAGCUGUAGAAAAGCAAGAAAAUGCCAAGAAAAAAAUUUUUACAGUUGAGGAAGUGGUGGAUGAUCUGCAAGAUUUAUGUGGACCGUGCAAAUUCAAGCAGAAGCAACGAAAAAUGUACAAAAAACAACGGAAGACGGUUCUUUUAAUUUUUGCUUACAUGAUUUUGCAGCUAUUUCUGCCAUUUUCGCAUUUUAUCACGAAAGGUUAUAACGGAUGGACUGAAGGUUUGUACGGCUACUCGUGGGAUAUGAUGGUCAAUGCAUGGGAUACUGUUCUUAUCUCGAUCCGCGUUGUCGAUAACUCGAACGGCAAGCAUUUGUAUUUGGAACCUUAUGCAUAUGCCGAGUCCGAUCGAUGGACCAAGCAUCCUGACAUGGCGUACCAAUAUGCGCAGUGCAUCAAUCAACGACUCCAGGAAGAUUUUCGUGCGCGACGCAAUCUUUUGCUCAAUUCCAGUGACAUUUCCAUUUAUUUUGACAUCUGGACCUCCAUGAACGGCCGAUUCCAACAGAGAUUUUACAACCCGUAUCAGGAUAUGGUGAAGGCCAAAUGGAGUCCUUUUGCGAAAACGGACUGGGUUUUGCCGAUAAUCACGGAAAUGACGUCGAUGCGACCUGAAAUGAAGCGAAUCGAGCAAUCUGUGCUCGGAUGGAGUAAUUUUACGGAUCUCUUGUUCAUUGCGGACUUUCCGGGAUUUCAUAUGGAACAUUAUAUGCCACGUGAAUUGGAUAAUGUGACGUUAACUGUUUUGCAGGGAGCUGUCAAGCACGAACAGGAACAUAGUUCAAAAGUCUCAAUUAUCACCAAAGGCAAAAGUAUCCCGUUAAAAACAGAAAUUUUCCAUAAAAUUCAAGUUAUUAGUAAAACACCGUCGAGCUACAUUUUCACAUUUGUCAAUCAAACGAUGGCAAAAAUGGCAGAAACGGGAACACCGGAUGAAUUUUCUGAAGUAAAAGUGGAAAAACCGAUGUUACCGUUGUGGACAGAACUCAAAGCACGUUUGAUGGAUUUUCGUAGAUUUUUGAUUCACGUUGGAAAUGGAUUACUUUUUGAGCUGUAUGGAGUGCCGAUGCCACGAAGGGUGCGAGAAAUUGGAAAUGACUAUGCGGAAAAAUGAUACACAACAACUACUGCAGAUUGUAAUUGUCAAAUUUAGUUGAUUGAUAAAAAUAGUUUUAAUUUUUUCUCUCUUUUUCCUCAUCAAAAUCCUGAUAAAUUCAAAAUUCAUUAAAGCCAUUAAAUUUAAUGAUUUCAAUAGGUAACCCCCCUCUCCGAUUUUGUCGAAAACAUUCUGGGGGAAAAAUAAAAAUUAUUAGAAAAAAAGAGAGUUUUUGACAUUUUUGGUACUUUUUG
Messenger RNA from Culicoides brevitarsis, 2377 nucleotides. RefSeq names its product vitamin K-dependent gamma-carboxylase. Gene Ontology annotation, biological process: peptidyl-glutamic acid carboxylation. Gene Ontology annotation, molecular function: vitamin binding; gamma-glutamyl carboxylase activity. The coding region runs from base 24 to 2141 and encodes 705 amino acids. The record is from RefSeq and is a predicted model, not a curated record. The transcript has 4 exons. NCBI's taxonomy places the organism in Eukaryota, Metazoa, Arthropoda, Insecta, Diptera, Ceratopogonidae.